CAACACAACUUAAUCACCAGUAGUGACUUUGAAUUUUGUGAUAAUUUCAAAAAUGGCCCCAGCUUACAAACUGACUUAUUUCGACGGCAGAGGCCUUGGUGAAACCUCCCGUUUCCUCAUGAAAUAUGGAGGAAUCGACUUUGAAGACUGCCGAAUCAAGCGAGAGGACUGGCCCCAAAUGAAACCAAAAUUUCCUUUCGGCCAAUUGCCAACAUUGGAACACAACGGAAAAAUAGUGAACCAAAGUCAAGCUAUUUCCCGAUAUUUAGCCAAACAAGUCAAACUUGCUGGUAAUGAUGAUUGGGAAAACCUAGAAAUUGACGCUAUUGUGGACACCAUCAACGAUUUGCGCUUGAAAGUGUCAGCUUAUUUCUACGAAAAAGACGAAGCAAAAAAGCAAACUAUUUUGGAAAAUGUCAACAAGGAGGUUUUGCCCUUCUAUUUGAAACGGUUUGAGGAAAUUGUCAAGAAGAAUAAAGGACAUUUCGCACUUGGAAGAUUGACCUGGGCUGAUUUUUACUGGGCGACAGUUUCUACAGGUUUGGAUAUGGUAACAAAAGUGGACACGAUUGCAAAUUAUCCAGAAUUGAAGGCAGUUAGAGACAAGGUUAAUUCGCUACCAGCUAUCAAAAAAUGGAUCGAACAACGACCCAAAACCGACUUUUAAUUAUCUAUUAUUCAAUAAAUUGUAAACACCA
Molecule: messenger RNA, 698 nt
Organism: Tribolium madens (black flour beetle)
Lineage: Eukaryota; Metazoa; Arthropoda; Insecta; Coleoptera; Tenebrionidae
Product: glutathione S-transferase-like
Exons: 4
Coding region: 53-667 (204 amino acids)
Biological process (GO): glutathione metabolic process
Molecular function (GO): glutathione transferase activity
Source: RefSeq, a predicted model, not a curated record